Molecule: messenger RNA, 544 nt
Organism: Centruroides sculpturatus (bark scorpion)
Lineage: Eukaryota; Metazoa; Arthropoda; Arachnida; Scorpiones; Buthidae
Gene: mRpS18C
Product: 28S ribosomal protein S18c, mitochondrial-like
Exons: 5
Coding region: 60-509 (149 amino acids)
Biological process (GO): mitochondrial translation
Cellular component (GO): mitochondrial small ribosomal subunit; ribosome
Molecular function (GO): small ribosomal subunit rRNA binding; structural constituent of ribosome
Source: RefSeq, a predicted model, not a curated record
CUCUAGCGGCUAGUUAUAAAGCACUAAGGAAUGCGUGAAAGGCAUGCUUGAUAUAAAUUAUGAAACAUUUAAGACAAAUAACUCAGUAUUAUUAUAACUUAAAUUAUAAACCACGAUUAUUUAUAAUACCAAAUAAUGUUUCUGGAAGAAGUUUUCAUCAAACUGUGACUUCUCUUCAAGAAGCUGAAACAGCUGCUGAAGAUGACAUGCCUGUAAACAUAGAAAAUCCUUAUAAGAAGGAGCCUAGAGAAUGUGUUUUAUGUAAAUAUAAAAUUAGAGUAGAUUAUAAGAACACCAAGCUUUUAAGCCAGUUUGUUUCUUCAUAUACUGGUCGAAUUUAUGAUAAACAUAUUACAGGACUUUGUCAGCAGCAACAAUAUAUUGUAAGAAAUGCAAUUAGGAAAGCUCAAGCAUUUGGAUUUAUGCCUUUUUAUUUGAAAGAACCACGCUUUCUUAAAGAUCCAGAAUUAUUUGAUCCAUUUAAACCAGGAAGACCACAUCCACAUUAAGUGUAUAGUUUAAAAUAAAGCUUAAGUCAAGUUUG